Andrographis paniculata is the source of this 535-nucleotide messenger RNA. RefSeq lists its product as uncharacterized. Bases 156 to 365 code for a protein of 69 amino acids. The record is from RefSeq and is a predicted model, not a curated record. The transcript has a single exon. NCBI's taxonomy places the organism in Eukaryota, Viridiplantae, Streptophyta, Magnoliopsida, Lamiales, Acanthaceae.
UUCCACAUCACAUAGACACACAGACAGAUAUAGACAUAGACAUUGUAAGAGUCUCUCCGCCGCGGCUCUCCAGCUCCUUGGAUCGAAUUAAGAUAGAAUUGACAAUCGAAUCGAUCGGGCGCAGGAAGUAAGAAGAAAGAGAUCGAUAGAGAGAUAUGGCUGAUUGGGGGCCGGUGGUGAUUGCAGUGGUGCUGUUCGUGUUGCUGAGCCCGGGGCUCCUAUUGCAGGUGCCGGGUCGAAACCGGGUCGUGGAGUUCGGCAAUAUGCAGACAAGCGGUCUUUCCAUUCUGGUCCACACAAUUAUCUUUUUCGGUCUUCUCACUAUCUUUCUCAUUGCCAUUGGCGUCCACAUCUACACUGGCUAGCUACCUAUACUUGCCUCCUCCUUCCCUGUGCUUUUUUAAUUCUACUGUUCUGUAAUCUGUAAUCUAUAUUCUGUAUUCUGUAUUCUGGACUGUGCUUCUUCUUCUUCUUCAUUAAUUAAUUAAUUAAUUGAUUAAUUUGUACUAGUAUGUAAAGUAGUAAAUUGUUGGGA